GUAAGCGACAUGGUUUGGGGGUUAAAUCUGUAUACUUAGGCUUAGGGCAGUGCAUGGUCUAGUCAUCGACGUAUUUUGAAUUUUAAAUGAGUUACUGGCUUUAAAACGUGACAAAGCAAUCUCUCAGCAGACAGGUCUCGUGUAGCAGCUACAUUAUUAAAGACACGGAAGAAGAUGCCUAUGGUUCUGCGCUCUCGAAAAUCCACCCGUGCCCCAACGAAGGAGCACUCUGACUCGGAUUUGGAGGAGGACAUUCCCCGAUCUGCUCAGCCGCCCCAGAGGAAGUUUACUCGGUUGCAUGGCAGGCGCGUAAUAUACGAGGACGGACAAGAUUCAGACUCGGAACCUGGCCAAAACUUCGGUUUAGAGAGCCGGGAAGAAGGCAUCCAGAAUGAGGAUUUAACCCAAGAAGGAGCCGCUGCAGAGGAGGGAGAGAUGCACAUCCAGAACUGCAGUGUUGUAUUAAACCGCCUCGAAGAGAGAGACGGAAUGAAUCGGAAAAGUGGCAUCCCCAAACCUGCAUCAAGGAUCCCAACAUUCCACAAGAAAACUACAACUAUGGAAGCUGUCAAGCCCAAAACUCAAGAGGUCAAAGAACGCUUCCUGUCUGCUCCUGCUGUACGCUCGCCUUUCGCCUUUAGCUCCGAUGUUGCUAGCACUGAGGCAACAGCGACAACUUUCAUCACAAACAUCGCGGUGCCAAAAACUUUAUCGGAAUCAUAUUUGACAGCUAGUCCUAGACCAGCGCUAAGACCAGACCAGGCAUUGAACCAGCAACUCCCUGAUGAAAGCAAGACCAGAUUGGGAUCAAGAUCAGAGGAGGAGGAGGAAAGGAAAGAAGAGGUAGCGGGAGAGAGAUAUGCCUACGAAAAUGGGGAGAGGGGAGAGGAGGAGAAGGCAGUCUGGGUAAGGGAUGGGGGACAAAGAGGGGAUGGGGUGAGUGGAGAUGGAGAGAGUGAUGGAGGAGAGGAGGAGAGAGAGUCUGAAGGGGAGGGCAUCACAGAGGAGCAGCCGCCAUGGGAGAACAAGACACUGAAGCUACAGGCCAAAGAGUUCGUAGCCUCUUCGACAGAUGAGGAGGAUGAGGCUCCAGCUGCAGAGUCUGAAGCCCAGAAAAUCGAGUCUCUAACACCAGAUGAGAGAGAGGAAAAAGAUCAAGACUCUCAACUAGCUCCAAUAGAGACUGAACCUGGUGCACCAGAGAGUGAAGAGACACCUGUACUGCCCACCGCUGAGAAAACAAAGAAGACAUGGUCCUAUUACAGCCUGCUCCUCCGCUGCCUCUUCCCCCUCCUUCUGCUCCUCUUAGGAGGGUUUUCUCAGCAUCUGUGGCUCUAUGGUCUCCCACACUCCGUGGCUCAGCUCUCUGCUCAGCUCCACCUGCACUGGCUGGAGGGAAUUGUACCCAAAACCGCUCACUGCUCCAGCGACUGCAGGGCAUCUCUGGUGGAGUCUUUGCCAGUCGGUCUUUAUCCUUCAGCCCCUGCUCCUCAUGAUUCCAUUGCUCAGAGCUGGCUGCGUCUGCUCGACAGGGCUAACCACUCUGUUGACAUUGCUGCGUUCUACCUGACCCUGAGGAGCAAGGACCAAGAGCCCACCGACGCACAGGGGAGGUUGGUGUUUGAGAAGCUGAAGAGUCUUAAAGCUAAAGGUGUGACUCUGCGACUGUCAGUGAAUGCACCACAGAGUCAAACAGGUGACACAGAUGAGCUGGAGGACAAAGGUGCGGAGGUGAGAGAGGUGCACAUGUCCUCCCUGACAGGAGGAAUCAUUCACACUAAACUCUGGGCUGUGGACCAGAGACACCUGUACGUGGGUAGUGCCAACAUGGACUGGCGCUCACUAACACAGGUGAAGGAGGUGGGUCUGACAGUCGAAGAUUGCAGUUGCCUCUCUCAGGACCUGUCUCGUGUAUUUGAGGUUUACUGGACAGUAGGGGGCGCUAACGGCUCCCUGCCUCCCUAUUGGCCAGCGCGUCUCUCCGCCCUCUCCAGCUCCCAGAAUCCUUUGCACCUCAAGUUCAAUGGAGUCCCGGCGCGGGUCUACCUCUCUAGCAGUCCUCCUCAGCUCUCCACCCGCGGACGCACUGAUGACUUGGCGGCCAUUUUGUCCGUGAUUGAAGAUGCCCAAUAUUUCAUCCACGUGUCUGUCAUGGACUUCCUCCCACUGGCACAAUUCUCCCAACCUCCCAGGUUCUGGCCUCCCUUAGACUCUGCUCUCCGUGCUGCUGCCUGCUCCAGAGGGUUAAAGAUUCGACUCCUAGUCAGCUGUUGGCCCUACUCUCAUGCGGCCAUGUUUGUUUACCUCCAGUCUCUACUCACUCUGAACCGCCCCCCCCCUCAACUGGACAUCCAAGUGAAAGUGUUCACAGUGCCCUCGACUAUGGAGCAAAUGAAGAUCCAGUUUGCUCGAGUCAAUCACGCCAAGUUCAUGGUGACGGACCGAGUGCUUUAUAUCGGUACUUCAAACUGGUCUGAGGACUACUUCACGCAGACGGCCGGGGUGGGUCUAGUCGUGAACCAGACUGGAUCUGAACCAGGACUCAAGACUCUCCGGACCCAAGCGGACCAGAUCUUCCUCCGAGACUGGACCUCCCAGUACUCCACAGACCUGACCACAGAUCAGACUGACGCCUGUCCCCAGGCUCAGAGGUAGGCCAGGGACUA
This is a messenger RNA of Periophthalmus magnuspinnatus, 2666 nucleotides long. It is a transcript of the gene pld7, whose product is annotated as phospholipase D family, member 7. Gene Ontology annotation, molecular function: catalytic activity. Lineage: Eukaryota; Metazoa; Chordata; Actinopteri; Gobiiformes; Gobiidae. The record is from RefSeq and is a predicted model, not a curated record.